Naegleria gruberi is the source of this 621-nucleotide messenger RNA. Its product is annotated as rab family small GTPase. Gene Ontology annotation, molecular function: GTPase activity; GTP binding. The record is from RefSeq and is a predicted model, not a curated record. Bases 1 to 621 code for a protein of 206 amino acids. The transcript has 3 exons. NCBI's taxonomy places the organism in Eukaryota, Heterolobosea, Eutetramitea, Acrasida, Naegleriidae.
AUGUCAGCAGAUGAAUAUGGAUCAGAUAGUGGUAUACCAACAUUUAAAAUCAUUGUGAUUGGUGACGUUUCCGUUGGUAAAACAUCAUUUGUAUCAAGGUUUUGUGAAGGAGAAUUCAAGGAAAGUUAUCCAUCAUCAAUUGGUGUUGAUUUUAAAUCAAAGGAAGUUAGAACAAAUGAUAAUUCCAAUGUAAAAUUACAAAUUUGGGAUUUUAGUGCUGACAUUUCUUCUAGAUUCGUAACUGUUGCUAAACAUUUUUAUUCGGAAGCUCAUGCUAUUAUUAUUGUUUUUGAUAUUACUAAUAAGGAAUCUUUCCAAGAUUUAGAAUCUCACUGGUUAGGAGAAUUACAACAACAAACUUUGAGAGAAAAUCAUGUAAAGAUUUUAAUUGGUAACAAAUCAGAUUUGGUUGAGAGAAGAGCUGUUUCUGAUGCAACUUCACUCGCUAAGAAAUAUAAUUGUGAAUAUAUGGAAACAAGUGCCAAGAAAGGAGAUAAUAUUGACAAGGCAUUUUCUACACUUGCUCAAAAUAUUUACAAUGCUUGGAAGAAUGGAGGGUUCAAAGAAGAGGAAUGGGCUGAUGAAAAAGAUUCCAAGAAAAAGAAGUGUACUUUACAAUAA